Cutaneotrichosporon oleaginosum is the source of this 3114-nucleotide messenger RNA. RefSeq lists its product as uncharacterized. The record is from RefSeq and is a predicted model, not a curated record. Lineage: Eukaryota; Fungi; Basidiomycota; Tremellomycetes; Trichosporonales; Trichosporonaceae. Gene Ontology annotation, biological process: intracellular iron ion homeostasis; copper ion import; iron ion transport. Gene Ontology annotation, cellular component: plasma membrane. Gene Ontology annotation, molecular function: ferric-chelate reductase activity.
GUUCCCUCCUCUUUGCUCUCUCCUCAUCCUCAUCAUCCUCCUCAUCCUCAUCCUCCUCGUGCUUAUUCUUCUGGAACGACGCUGCUGGCAGCAUCCUCCAUCCCCUGACACUUCCUCUUCAUCUCCAUCUCCAUCUACUACUCAUCUCGACUCUUAGACGCAGGCCGUCGACUCCCCUCCGCCUCAUCCAACCCCUGCCCAGACUACCUACGUACACGCUCCCCUCCCCGCCCAUCACGCCCCCCUCACACCUCACCCCAUCCAUCACGCUCCUCCCUCCUCCCUCCUCCCUCCUCGUUGCGAGGCAACACGACAACAUCCAUCUCUUUCUCUUCAUCAUUCUCAGCAUUGCAUACAAGACGCUGCGCGUCCAACACCCUACAACACCCCCCACACCGUGCACUACGCUAGUCGUAGCCUCGUCCACUCUCUCUAUUAGCCUCGUCCAUCACCUCUCCCUCCCCGCGCCAACCCCGGCGACUUCACAUCAUGUCCCUCGUCAUCGCCACCUCCAGUGUCGCCGCCGCCACAGUAUCCCUCAUCAACAACAUCCCCUCCGCCAUCGCCUCCAAUGGCCCCACCCUAGCCUCCCCCGUCGAGGCUGCCCCCCCGGCCGCCUCCUCAAACCUCACCCAGAUCAUCUCACAGCAGAGCAAGGAGCAGCGACUGCUCAGCCGCACCAUGCCAAUCUACCUCAUCAUCGCUUGCGCCGUCAUGCUCGUCAUUGUCAUGCUCUUCGAACACCCACGCUUCCUCGCCCGCUGGUUUGCGAGCAUGCAUCGUCCCCGUACUCCCGCUGCCGAGGAGGCUGCACGCCCCGCAUACGAAUUCGACAUGGCUCAUCAAAAGCGCAUUGAAAACGCAACCGCCAUGCCCCGCGUUGUUGGCGGCGGCGACCUCAACAAGGGCUGGAUUCUGCGUCGUGGACGCGCCAACGCUCCUCCUCCCGUCGCCUCUACCCCGACAAUGGGGACCAACGCCACCAACCCCUUGAAAGCCACCCGCUCGCUUCCCGCUGGCGUGCAGACCGACCGCUCAACGCUCGCUCCUCCUCCUCACAUCGCGCCCAUCACUGCUCGCCUCCCGUGGGCUUCCUUCUUGCAGCGCGAGCCCUUCGCCAACCUUCCUUGGGGCCUGCACACUCGCGCCGACCUCAAGACAAUCAUCGUCGCCGUCGUCUACAUUGUCGCUUGCACCCUCGCGUGUACAUACAAGAGCGUACUUCACCCGCCCAAGGCCAGGGUCUCUGGUUACGGCAGCGACUAUGCACGGACUGGAUCCAUUGCCAUGGGACAAGCCCCUGUCGCUAUCGCCCUCGGCGUACGUGGCAAUGUCAUCGGCCUGCUCCUCGGCAAGGGCUAUAACCAUAUUCGCAUCCUCCACAAGAUCGCUGGACGCAUUGUUUUUGUUGGUUCGAUGCUCCACUCGGUCUUCUUCUUUUACAAGUGGAACUCCAUCGGCAAGCUGGCCGAAAAAUCUGCCACCCCGAUCGGCGUGACUGGUAUCGUUUCUUUUGCUGGUGUCUGUCUCAUCACCGCCACGUCUAUUCCCGUCUUUCGACGCUACAUGUACGGCACCUUCAAGAUUGCGCAUUACAUUGGCAUCCUGCUGUUCCUCGCCGGCCUCGGUGCGCAUGUCAAGCAGGCCGUGCCCUGGGUCGUGGCCAGCGCCGUUCUUUACGUGGCUUCCAUCAUCACGUCCAUGAUCAAGACGCGCGUCGCCCACGCCGAGCUUGUCGCACUCGGCGGAACCUGCACCACUCUCAUCACCAUUCCCGAGGUUACAACUGGAUGGCGUGCGGGCCAGCAUGUCCGCCUCCGCGUGUUUGGUCUCGGUUUCAAGCAGUCGUUUGAGGCACACCCAUUUACCAUCGCUAGUGCUCCUGACUGCGGUGGCGUGGUCCUCAUGGCGAAGGCUGUGGGCGGCUGGACAAAUUCCUUGUACCAGCUCGCCGCGUCGGGCGGCAUCGCAGGUAAGGCACGCGGACUCGAGGCCGGUGUGUGGAAGCAGGGCGCCCGGGUGAUGAUCGAGGGCCCAUACGGCGGUCCAGGCAACACUCUCCCGCUCUCGUUCUCCUCUGUCUGCCUCAUCGCUGGUGGAUCAGGCAUCUCCCAUGCCAUCGGCAUGGCUCAGGACCUUAUCUCCCGUUCGCCUUCGGGUGUCGUUGCCGCCCGCACUGUCGACCUGAUCUGGGUCGUCCGCGUGCAGCAGACUGCCCGCGCCAUAAUGCCAACUCUCAAUGCCCUAGUCGAGCAGGCGCGUGACUGGGAGCGCAAAGCCCUCUCCAUGCGCCGCAGGGGCAACGACAUUUCCAUCCCCACGGCGCUGCGAGUGCACAUCUUCGUCACGCGUGUCCCCGAGUCUUCACCUCUCACGCUUGUCAACGAGAAGCGCAUGAGCAAGUGGGAACGGUCGUCCAAAUUCUUCCCAUCCUCAGUACCCAACUCGGCGCAAGGCCACGGCGACGACGACGAGAUGGAGGACCUCGACGACGACUCGGUCGACCCGCACUCGAACUCGUCGAGCUCGGACGGGCACGCAGACUCGGUCGGCCACGACUCGGACUGGUGUGUGGACCCCAAGCGCGACUUUGAGCACAGCUUCCCUCCCCGGCGUCAGGUAUCCGCGGCCGAGAAGACCAAAGCCGACUGGCUGCAACGCAACCCCUCGAAUGCAGCCAUCGCGCGCCUGCACGAGCGCAUGACGGACUGGACACGCCCGAUGAGCGCGCUCAGCGCAUACCGUGGCCGGCCCGAGUUCAAGACGGUGAUCAACACGAUCGUCGAAGAGACGCUGGGCCGCCACGGGCGUGCCAUCAUCGAGCCGACGGGCGUGUUCGUCACGACCUGCGGGCCCGAGUACAUGGUCACGGACUCGCACGAGGCAGUGCGCACCGUGGAGCCGUGGAAGGCGCGUGCGGCUGGCGGCGUCGAGUUUGAGGGCGAGUUCUUCGGCUUUUGAGUGGGCGCGCAUGCCCGCCCACGCACUGUCGUAUCUGUCGUAUCUGGUCUCUAGUGCAUUUACUCCAUUCUAUACUUUCCUCUGGUCCCUCUGGCAGGGCACAGAGAGCAGCACUGUACCAUAUCACGCAUGUACAUGUACUCGUUCGUUGAG